This is a messenger RNA of Yarrowia lipolytica CLIB122, 792 nucleotides long. RefSeq lists its product as uncharacterized. Gene Ontology annotation, biological process: formation of translation preinitiation complex. The record is from RefSeq and is a predicted model, not a curated record. Gene Ontology annotation, molecular function: RNA binding. NCBI's taxonomy places the organism in Eukaryota, Fungi, Ascomycota, Dipodascomycetes, Dipodascales.
AUGUCCUUCUUAUACUCCCAUCCUCCGGGUGCGUCCCAGGUGGGAACAACAGUCACCCUUGCACGUGACCGGCACCGUCCCAAGCCCUUAGUAAGCGACUUGGUCCUUACAUGCGAUUUUCCAGAUUCUGAGAGAGGGGCUCAGACGUCCGCUGACUCAGCGCGGCAAAACCUUGUGCACCAAAUCUGCAUGUUCCAUCAUCUGGUGCCAACAUCCAUCAUCGGUUGUCUGGAUCUUCAAACACACGCCAUGUUCAAGAAAUUCUCUCACGAAAACAUCAACUCCAAGGCCAACGUCAAGUCGUCGUCGCAGCGGGCUCUCAAGGCCAAGCUCGUGGCGCAAUUCCCCGAUAUGGAGCCUGUUGUCGACCAGAUUAUCCCCAAAAAGGCCCAGCUGGUCCACGUCAAGUGCCAGGACCGGAUUUCUCUGUACACCAUCGACGGUAAAGUCAUGUUUUUCCAGCACUUUGACGACGAGCUGGUCCCCUCGCUACACCUGGUCCACCAGUUCCCCCAGUACUUCCCCUCGAUAAAGACAGAUCGAGGCGCCAUCAAGUUUGUGCUCUCUGGCGCAAACAUCAUGUGCCGAGGCCUCACAUCCAAGGGCGCAGAGCUGCCCGACGAGCCCAUGGAGAAGGACCAAAUUGUGAUUGUCAACGCCGAGGGCAAGGAGCACGCGCUGGCGGUGGGCAAGCUGACCAUGUCCACCAAGGAGAUUGAGGAGGUCAACAACGGCAUUGGAGUGGAACUUUUGCAUUAUCUGGGCGACGGUCUGUGGUCUCACCAUGAGUAG